This is a messenger RNA of Caenorhabditis briggsae, 678 nucleotides long. NCBI's taxonomy places the organism in Eukaryota, Metazoa, Nematoda, Chromadorea, Rhabditida, Rhabditidae. The coding region runs from base 1 to 678 and encodes 225 amino acids. The record is from RefSeq and is a predicted model, not a curated record. The transcript has a single exon.
AUGUCCGAUCAGCAUAAAAGAGUUCACCCCAAAGAUCCCGAUGAAAGUCGAUCACCACGAAACGGGAAGUGCUCCAAAGAUGACGUUGCUUUUGAUUUGGAGAGAUUGAUUUUGGAGAAUCGUUCAUUCAACGACGAGAGAGACAACAUUUAUGAAAAGAUUGCAGAGUAUAUCAAAGGAACGGACGUGGUUUCAGUAAGCGUCGAAGAGUACAUCAACCUUCACGCACCGUAUCUAUCCCAAGAAAUUCAUAGAGGUAUUGGAGCCAACGUCUGGGCGACUGAAUUCGCAAAGGCGAAAUUGGGUGAAGUCUAUCCCGAUUGGGAUGUCCCACGUGAAAACGAUCCUAGACUUCCGAAACCGUCUUGGGAAAUGACAAAAGAAGAAGAAGAGAAGAUCCUUGGUCCUAUUGACGAAUACGAUCUGAUAACAGAUGCAUCUCUGCUGAAUGAAGAUAUUCCUGAAGCUCCAGUUGAUCCAAAUAUUCCAACAACUUCAGUUCCAAGACGACCAACAAUGUUUCUGUCUGUGAAGGAUGUGGAUAGACAACGAGAUAGACGGAGAGAAUGGGAAGAUGAUGUUGGAGAAGAUGGACUUCAGAAGUUGGUGAUUCGAGAGGCCGAGGAGACUGGAUCCAAUUCUCGAAAUGUUCCAAAAAAGAAACGACGAGUCCCAUAA